CUGGCACACAUUAAUUAGGGACUUGAAAUUGGGUUUGGAUCAGUGUUUGUUCUCGUGGAGGAUUAACACCGGCAUUCACCAACCAAAGCCAGAGAGACCGAGACUGGCAUGGUAUAAUAGCCGUUGUCGUGCCCUCAAGACGCGCCGCGCUCUCGCUGCUUUUCCGGUACUCUAGGUCGCUGCCAACCAUGGCCACCCGCCUCCGCCUGCUCCCCGUCUUCCUCCUCCUCGUCGUCUUCUUCGCUGCAGGCAGAGCCGCGGCGGCGCGGGAAGGCGACGGCUGCUCGGCCGCCGGCGACUGCGGGUCGGGGCUGCACUGCGCCGCCUGCGGCGACGGCGAGGCCAAAAUCUGCGCGCGCGCCUCCCCCAUCGACCCCCUCACCCACGGCACGGGGCUCCCCUUCAACAACUACUCGUGGCUGACGACGCACAACUCCUUCGCGCUCGCAGGCGCCGCCUCCGCCACCGGCGCCACCCUCAUCGCCCCCGCCAACCAGGAGGACUCCGUCACCGCUCAGCUCAAGAAUGGUGUUAGGGGCUUGAUGCUUGACACUUACGAUUUCAACAAUGAUGUCUGGCUGUGCCACUCAGUUGCUGGGAAGUGCUACAAUAUCACAGCCUUCCAACCAGCCAUCAAUGUCUUCAAAGAAAUCCAGACGUUCCUUGAAGCAAACCCUUCAGCAGUGAUCACAGUUUUCCUGGAAGACUACACUGCUACAGGGUCCUUGCCAAAAGUAUUCAAUGCUUCCGGCCUCAUGAAGUAUUGGUUCCCCGUGGCAAAAAUGCCCAAGAGUGGGGGCAACUGGCCUUUGCUCAAGGACAUGAUCAGCCAAAAUGAGCGCCUGGUAGUCUUCACAUCAAAGAAAUCAAAAGAAGCAAGCGAGGGUAUUCCGUAUGAGUGGAGCUAUGUUGUGGAAAGCCAAUAUGGCAAUGAGGGCAUGGUAGAAGGUAAAUGCCCAAGUCGCUCAGAGUCCCCGGCCAUGGAUUCCAAAAGCCAGUCGCUUGUUCUGAUGAACUUCUUCACGACAGACCCGAGUCAGACCGGGGUUUGCGGGAACAAUUCAGCGCCACUUGUUAGCAUGCUAAAAACCUGCCACGAUCUCUCUGGCAAUCGGUGGCCCAACUACAUCGCUGUUGAUUUCUACAUGCGGAGCAAUGGUGGAGGAGCUCCCUUGGCUACUGACGUGGCUAAUGGCCAUCUAGUAUGUGGGUGUGACAACAUUGCAUACUGUAAGUCCAACUCGACAUUCGGAACCUGUGUGAUACCUCCACCUCCACCGCCAUCACCACCCAGGGCACCCACCAAGGGUACAAGCCCAAGCGGUGAUUCCAGUGCGGCGACGACUCAGUUCCCACCCUUCCGGUGGAGCUUCUUCUUCGGUCUGUCAUCUCUGGUUCUGCUGUUUCUGUCGUAAGAGCCCCUCGCUUCAGCUUGUAGGGUGUACCCUAGUGCUACUGCCAUCCUGAGGCAAAUUUUUCUAUCAUUGUUCUUGCAUCGGUUUCAUUGGUUCUUUUCCUCGAUCAUCAGACUGCCUGAGCUGUAAAUCAUCCCUUAGCUUACAGAGAUGCAGAAUCGAACUGGUGAAAUUGUCGGGUGUAACCGUUCGAUGAGUUGUAAAUCAAAUAUUUCAUUUUUGUUAACUAGGGCAGAUUGUACCUCUGAGGUUUCGAUAUACUUUCACAUGGCUAGUUCUUCCA
Brachypodium distachyon (stiff brome) is the source of this 1698-nucleotide messenger RNA. RefSeq names its product PI-PLC X domain-containing protein At5g67130. The coding region runs from base 189 to 1415 and encodes 408 amino acids. The transcript is spliced from 7 exons. Gene Ontology annotation, biological process: lipid metabolic process. The record is from RefSeq and is a predicted model, not a curated record. NCBI's taxonomy places the organism in Eukaryota, Viridiplantae, Streptophyta, Magnoliopsida, Poales, Poaceae. Gene Ontology annotation, molecular function: phosphoric diester hydrolase activity.